Messenger RNA from Chironomus riparius, 5019 nucleotides. NCBI's taxonomy places the organism in Eukaryota, Metazoa, Arthropoda, Insecta, Diptera, Chironomidae. The record is from the annotation of a GenBank genome assembly.
AUGCAAAAUCCAAUUGCCAAACGUGCAAGAUUAGACAUGCAAAAUAAGAGAAGAGAGAAAGAAACAGCUGAUCAGCGUGCAACACGUUUAGACCAGAGACGCGAACAUUACUUAGAAAUUGUAUCAGCUCUAACACCCGAACAGUAUCAAGCAAGAAUCUCUCAAGCUAGACAAAAUAUGUCUCAAUUACGACAACGUGUACGAGCUGAUAUUGAAACUUUCGAGGAAACAAUCAACACCUUCUGUAAUGAGACAUGCGAAGUUUGUACUAAGAAAUGCUAUCCAACCCAAAUAGUGUCCUGUCAACCAAGUCCGCAAGCAUUAGAAUACUUCCCUAAUGAGUUGAAGAGAUCAGAGCCACUUAGAGUUUGUCAUAGAUGCAAGACUCAUAUCACAAGCAAGAAGACUAUGUGGCCAUCAAAAGCAUACUGGAACAACCUAGAUCCAGGUGUAAUUCCAGAUGAGAUCCUUCAACUAAGUAAAGCUGAACAAGGAUUACUGGCGAGAGUUACACCAUAUGUGAAAAUCAUCCAUCUCCCAGGAAGAUUUGGUCAAUACGGAUUUCGUGGACAAGCAGUGCUAUUUGCUCAAGACCUCUUUGAGGUGACAGAAAAGCUUCCUCAUAUGCUACCGAGAUCAACAAGCGAUUCACAAAUGAUGGUAGUAACUUCGCACUUGGAAAACCUUAACAUAACCAGAGAAUAUACUGUUUCAAGAACACGACUCAAUGAUGCAUUACAGUGGCUAAUCGAUAAUAACCCACUGUACAAAGAUGUAGUUAUCGACCACGAUGUUCGGUUGAACCAAAAUGACUUAAUUCGUGAACAACAAGCUGAAGAAGAGUCAGGUCAGAAUCAAGAGACUAGUGCUUACAAAGAGAUCGGAACAUCAUCUAGAAUACUACGAGCAUCAUGGCACCAAGGAAAUGAGUCGAUGUUCACAUCUGGUUACGCUGGUGUACAGUGCGCAGCGAUGGUAUUGGCAAAUAUAGUAAGAGCAGUGAUUAUACCACCUAAUCAAUGGACUAAGCUAAUGCUCGAUGGAAAUAUGAUAGCUGGAGACGAGAUAUACACUAAGAUAAGAAACAGUUCCAAUAGAAAUCUCGAUGUGAAUGGACAUUUGGAUAUACGAGACUUCAAUAACAUCAGAGGAGGUUUCCAAAUGUUUGAGAACAGCUUUAAUAUCAACUAUGCGCCAGAAUCACCAUUCUUUGGUAGUUUAAGAGAUAGUGUAAAUGCCCCUCCAUCUGUUGGUCAAACGUUAAUGGCUUCUCUUCAGUCACUAUUUGAGAGCCAUAGUUCAGGAGUUCUGAUUGCUGAGUCACUAUCAUUAGGAGUCAUGCAUUACAAUGAUAGAUAUUACUUCACAGACUCGCAUUCUUGUGGUGCUAGAGGAGUAAAAGCUGGUGAUGGCAAAGCUUGCAUUAUAGAGUGUGAUAAUAUUACAGAACUUGUAAGAAUAUGUAAGCGAGCCACAGGAUCAGCUAACAAGCCAUAUACACUAGACUUCAUAGACGUCCACCUGACUAAUGGUACAAUAAUCUAUUCCAAUGACUGUGAAAUUCCGAUCGAAGAGCCAUUAAUUCAAAUGUCACAGUUCUCAGAAAUACCAGUGCUAACAUCUGUGAUGGGACCAAUAGACUGUGUACAGCCAGAUGUCGAAGAAGAGCUUGAAGUGUCUGAGAGCCUGAAUGAAAUAGUACGAAAGACAAGAGACAACCUCGUCAAUGAAGCUCAUGAAUGGAAAUCAGAGGAAUUCGCAUGGUAUUAUUUGUUCCCAAAUGGAGUUAAUGGACUUAAGGAUCAACGACCUGUAAAGAUCACACCACUUGACUACUACCAGUUUCGAAUACUAGGGUCCGAUACAAGAUUCCAAAGCAAUGCAUACUUGUUCUACGCAUUGUCCUUCUUCGAAUACUAUAGAGUCAAGUCAACAAUUGCAGCUUGUGGUAAGAAGAUAGAAGGUCCUGAUGGAAAAGUAGAAGAUGUUCACCUCUAUGUGAGAAACUUGAGAGGCUCUUCUGCAUACUGGCGUUCAGCGAUGAAUGAAUUAAUUGCACAGAUCAGAUGUUUAGGACCUCCAACAUACUUCCUUACCUUCAGCUGCAAUGAUCUCAACUGGUUGGAUAUGAGAAAAGCCCUGUUGAUAGCAGAUGGACGACCAAAUGAAGACCCUGCAAGCCUCGAUAUGUUCACAACACAAAUACUAAUUGAAAAGUAUCCAGUAAUAGUCAGCCGCCACUUCAUGAUCAGAGUUAAAGCUCUCAUGAGAAUCCUCAAGAAUAACACUGACGUAUUUGGUGGAAAAAUGGUUGACUACUGGUGGAGAGUUGAAUUCCAAGUGAGAGGAAGUCCGCAUUUACAUAUGGUAGUAUGGAUAGAAGAUCAUCCAUCCUUCGACACACCAGAAGGAAUUGAGAAAAUCGAUCGUAACUGCUCAUGUGAAAUACCUGAAGAAGGAUCGGAUUUGUAUGAGCUUGUAAUGAAAUCGCAAAUCCACCGCCAUACACACACUUGUAGUAAGAAUGACCCUAACUCGAAUGUAUGCAGAUUCAGUUUCCCACGGCAAGUAUGCGAAGAAACUAAAAUCGUUGCCCACUCAUCAGAUGAGUUUAUCAGAAGUGGAGGAAGAAUAUGCAUACUCAAGAGAAGGCAACAAGAUAAAUGGGUCAAUAACUACAAUCCGACACUUCUCAAGUUGUGGAAAGGUAAUAUGGAUAUACAACCAUGUGGAUCUAAUGAAGCGAUAGCACAUUACAUUGCAAAGUACAUGUCGAAACCAGAGCCUACAACACUUGACAGAGGUGUAGCACAAGCCAUACAGCAAAUACGACGUGAAGAGACAAACAUUUCUCGGAAGCUCUUCAAGAUAUGUAUGAAGAUCUUAGGACAAAGACAGAUAUCAGCAUGUGAAGCUGUGUUCCGGUUAGCUCAUCUAAAUAUGAAAGAAAGCUCAAGAAAGACUGUGUUUCUCAACACACGCAAACCUGAACAACGCUACAAGAUGUUGCAAUUCGAUCAACAUGGACAUGCAUCGGGAUAUUGUAGCAACAUAUUCAAUAGAUACGAGCAAAGACCUGAUACACAUCCUAAAUUCGACUUCGAUAAUAUGAGCUUAAUCGAAUUUGCUAUGCUGUUUGAGCCUCACUACCGGAAGCAAGAUGGAGAUAAUGAAGAGAGUAUCGAUUAUGAUCCUUCUGAAGAAGAGUUCUCUACAACUCGAACGAUAGUCAGACUGAAAGAUGACACCAGAAUGGUAUUGAGAACUAGACCAGCAGUUAUACAAGUACCAUUCUUCAUGGCAGCUAAUGAUCCUGAGAAUUACUACUAUAGCUUCCUCGUUCAGUACAUGCCAUACCGCCAAGAAAGAGAGCUGAUUGAAGACUAUGAUUCAGGACAAGAGGCAUUCAUCGCACGAGAAGAACGACUAAAGGAAAUAAGCAAAUAUAUGGAGACAUAUAGAGAGCGUGAUAAGCAGUUACAAAAUGCCUUCAACCAGGUGCAUGCAUUCGAGAUUCUAGCGGAAGGUGCACCAAUUGAAGAGGAGCCCUAUGAGGAAGAAAUUCCUGAAGUUGGAAUGACUGAUGACCAAUUUGUAACUGCACAGCGAGCGAUGAAUGUAGGCCAGCGAGAAUUGUUCAUCCACAUAACACAGAGCAUACAGGAUCAGAUGAAUGGAAGCACUGAUCGAGAGAGACUCUUCAUAACUGGUGGUGCAGGUACUGGAAAGACAUUUGUGUUCAACCUACUAAAGAAUCAGGUGAACAGAUGUUAUGGCAAAAUAGCUACAAAAUCAGCAGCGUUAACAGGAGUAGCAGCACGACUAGUUGGUGGUAUGACAUUGCAUAGCAUAUUGAAACUCCCUGUAGAGAAGAAUGGUAGAACAACAGGACUAGCAAUCCUGACUGGUAACGUUCUCCGAACAAUGCGUAUGCAAUGGAAAGAUAUAGAAUUCCUCUUCAUAGAUGAGAUCUCUAUGGUGUCAUACCAGGUAUUAUGCAUGAUUGAUUCGCGCCUCAAGCAACUUAAGAAUAAUGACGAGUUAUUUGGAGGUAUCAAUGUACUUCUCUUCGGUGAUCUCAUGCAAUUACCACCGAUAAGAGCAAAUCAAGUGUUUGAACAGCCAACAUCAAUGAGAGCAGCCAUACAUCUCUGGAGAAUAUUCACACUAGUAGAAUUAACACAGAAUAUGCGGCAAGAAGGUGACACCACAUUCAUAGACAUCUUGAAUGCAUUAAGAGUUGGUGAAUUGCAGCCUCAUCAUAUGGCAGUACUGAUUAGUAAAGUUGGAAACAACUUUACAGGUGAGUUUUCCAUAGAGAAGGCACUUCGAAUAAGACCUCAUAAAAAAACAGUUGCCGCACAUAACCAACAAGUCCUAGAUCACUUCAGAAGUAUUGGAACAGAGAUGUUUAUGAUCAGAGCUCAGGAUACGCUAGUGGAUGCUACCAGAAACGAGGAAAAUAUCGAUAUGGAAAGAGCAGUGCCGAAGGACAUCGACAAUACGGCUGGACUUCCGAAAGAGCUGGAGAUAUUUGUGGGAGCAAAAGUGAUGCUAAGAAUUAAUAUGGAUGUUCAAAAGGGACUGGUGAAUGGUGCAAUGGGCUUCAUAUCCGAAAUCAUAUGGCCAUUGUUUCAUAGAGGACAAUUACAUGAUUAUGACAUACCUUCAGUCCGCAUCGACUUUGGCAGAGAUGGCAUCCAUACAAUCAAACCAGUAUCGAAACAAUUCCCUGCCAACUACAGCUAUGGCACUAUCGAAAGAAGAAUGCUACCAUUAAUACUCUCAUGGGCUUCUACAGCACAUAAGAUGCAGGGAUCAACUGUAGACUACGCAGUAUUGGAUCUAGGAUCAGAUGUAUUUGCAGACGGUCAGGCAUACGUAAUGCUCAGUCGAGUAAGAUCUCUUGAUGGUGUUCUGAUUGAGAAGCUAGAAUGUGAGAAACUAACAGGCAAGAAACCUUGCAACAAGGAAGCUUUGAAAGAAAUGGAAAGACUUAGAGCCAUUGCACGAGACUAA